Messenger RNA from Populus trichocarpa (black cottonwood), 442 nucleotides. RefSeq names its product signaling peptide TAXIMIN 2. The coding region runs from base 77 to 298 and encodes 73 amino acids. The transcript is spliced from 2 exons. Lineage: Eukaryota; Viridiplantae; Streptophyta; Magnoliopsida; Malpighiales; Salicaceae. The record is from RefSeq and is a predicted model, not a curated record.
CAUCACAUUGAACCACUUCAUGUCCUUCAUGGAUUAAAAUUCAAGAACAGGGAGCACGAAUUCAGAGAGAAAGAUAAUGGGAGAUUGCAGGCCAUUAGGGUUUUUGUUAGGACUUCCUUUUGCCUUGCUUGCAUUGAUCUUGGCCAUUGUUGGUGCAGUAAUAUGGCUCAUUGGGGCUAUAUUGAGUUGCUUGUGCCCAUGUUGUGUGUGCUGUGCUGCCCUAGCCAAUUUGGCCAUGGAUGUUGUGCAGCUUCCUGUUAGAAUACUUAGAUGGUUCGUUGAUGAGAUCCCUUGUUAAUACUGCUGAUGAUCUCUAUGAUCUCAGUUUGUUUGUUGACUGCACGUUCCCUCAAUAAUCUUCUGCAAUUGGAUUUUUUGGUAAUUUUUUAUGGUUUAAAAACAAUGAUACUUGUAACUAGAGAUGCCCAAACUUUGUAGUCUU